This is a messenger RNA of Macrosteles quadrilineatus (aster leafhopper), 3212 nucleotides long. Its product is annotated as nuclear envelope integral membrane protein-like. Gene Ontology annotation, cellular component: nuclear envelope. NCBI's taxonomy places the organism in Eukaryota, Metazoa, Arthropoda, Insecta, Hemiptera, Cicadellidae. The transcript has 8 exons. The record is from RefSeq and is a predicted model, not a curated record. Bases 102 to 1418 code for a protein of 438 amino acids.
GAUGGUGGGGAAAGACAACUUUUGAACGUUGCAACCGUCUAUUGAAUUAAAACUAGGGAUUUUGACCAGUUAUGCUAACUUUUUUGUGAAAAAUUCUUGAAAUGAAGAAAGUUGGUGUGUUACUAACCUUUUUAGGUCUCGCUGUGCAGUUUGUUUGCGCCUCACCUGAAUUAGCGAAAAAGCCAUUUGAAGAUGAUAUCCCAAACAGAGUGGUCGAUGGGAAAAGUGAUAUUCUCUUGGAUCCGGACAUGAAGUACACUUGCUGUAGCAAGGAAGUGGACCGAAGUACUCCAGUAAUCUACUGCUACCGUGCUCAUGAACGAGCCCUUUAUAAGAUUUGGAUGUCGGCGAAGGUGUGGAUUUCACUGGACGUUGACAAGUUUCGGCUAUACUGGGGUAAAGACAAGCUGGAAGUCAUGAAUGAAUUCCAGUACAUGAACUCAAUGUUGAACAUAAACAUGAAUCUCUUAUCGUGGAACCCACCAAAAAUCAUACAUCUUAACCCAUUUAACUCUACCUGCUUUGGCAUUUAUUCCAAACAUGACUAUGAAUUGAAAUUGAAUGAACAAGUUGUAAACCAACAAAGGCAACUGAUGUUUUCUGUUGGAUUAUUCCUUUUUCUGUUUGCUGGGAUACUAUCCAAACAGGACGCAGUAUAUUACUCAAUUUCAACCGCAGCUGGCGUUUUCCUGUUUUCGGCAUUUCUUUUGUACUUCUUCAUCAACCUGAUGCCAAUGAAGAGAGCUACAUCAGUGGGAGUGUUUCUUGGAGGUGGAACCAUCUUCCUCUAUAUAGUCAAUAUGUUGUGGAAUGCGAUAUCUUUAUUCGUUCUACGCCACUCAUUCGUCGUUCAGGUGUACGUCAUUGUAUCAGCUAGUUCCAGUUUUCUUUUCGUUUACAACUACCUACCACCAGACAAUCCCCGAAGAGUUAACACGCUUAAAUGGAUUACCCAGGUUGUCGCUGCAGUGUUGAUGUACAAUAGUUCCCACAAUAUAGGUUAUAUGUUUAUCCUAAUUGUGGUUCUCACAGUGUGCUACUAUGUGCCCAUCAUACAAACAAGUUUUAAUGUGGCCAGGACAGUCACAUUUUUCUGGACUAGAGUUUUGGUAAUAUCAAUAGAGUUCUUCAAAAGAGGAGUUAAGAUGUUGUAUCGUCGUAACCAGCCACCAAAACCUCUCCGUCAUUUGACCGUUGAGGAAUAUCGCCUCCAAGCUAUCCACGAGACCAAAAAAGGUCUAGACAAUUUUAGAAACUACUUGAAAACAGAAGACGGUAUAAGAGCACUAACCCGGCUAGAGAAUUCGUCAACGCCGAGGGUGAUAAGAUUCAUCACAAGGUUAGACGAGCACGUUACUGACGAGGAGCGCCAGACACAUGAUAUGAUGUACCCUGAGCUGACAGAUGAUGAAGACUAACAAAAUACAAAAUUAGUUCUUCUUUUAUUGCCAAAUAGACUUGAAAGUUUAAAGUAUUCAUCCUUUUGACGUUGAAAUGUGCAAUUCAUUUUUUUCACAUUAUUAGGAAUUGCAUUGCAGAAACACUGACCUUUUAGAUUUAAAUUUCCUCUUUUCAUAUUGUUGACCAUGAUAUUUUAGCUUUUGUAGUAGUAGUAGAUUUGUUUUAGCAGUUAAAUGUUAAUAUCUAGUCUGUGGUACCAUACCAGUAAAGACAAUAAUAAGUCAAUUAAAAAGACUGUUAGUAAAUUAUAUGGUACUUACGCUUAAUUGUUGAGUUUUAAGUUUAUAUGCAAUUUUUAUGUAAUUGAAGGGUGGAUGGACCAGACUUAAAUUGAACAAAUUAAUUUUGUCACACAAGCUUUUUUUCUUUUUAACAAUUAUGUAGAAAAUACAUUUGAACAAAUGUGUUUUACAAAUUUGCAGCGAAAUCCCAAAUUAAUUGUAUUGUAUAUACAGUAUAUCUAUGUUCAUUAUAAAAUUUAAAUUAAUUAGAAAAAUUGACUUUGCCUGCCACAUGAAACUUGAGCGCGCACCUUAAAAUGCCACUAUUAGUAAUUCUAAAAAUUACUUCUGGUAGCAAUGAAACAUAAUAUUACUUCACUAAGCUGCUCAUUUGCUUUUUUCCCAAUAACUUUGUAAUUGUUGUUUGUUAAUAAUUUACUGUACAAUUCUACCGGUUUUUCUAAAUUUAAAAUCAAAUUGUAUGCUGUAUAUCGUUCCAUAUAUAUUCUGUAUAUUGUGUCCCUAUGUGAUGUGGAAAGCGAAUAGAGACCUCUUGUCAGGAAUUAUAAUUAAUUUUGAGUUAUAGGUAUAUAUAUAUUUGAAUUGCUUAUUCAAUUCCAAAUCACUUGGUACAAGUCCCAUGCAUCUAUGAUUUUGCUAAAGUUAUAAGACUUUGACAUUUUGUUAUGGAAAAGGGUAAUUUUGAAAAAAAACAACUAUUUUGAAAAUUUCAAAUACACAUAAAAACGCAUAAAAAGUGUUUCUGGUAUUUAAGAAACGAUUUUGGUAUCAAAAGAAAGCUUAAUGUCCUCUUUGGAGGCAAUACCAAUUUUUGUCUUAACUCACAGUAAUUUUCAUUUUAAUAAUUGUUUUAUCGAAGCACGUCGUAAAAAUCAUAUUUCAGAAAAGGGACCUUUUGUCGGCCCUAUGUUAUUUCUCCGUAAGAUAGGAAAAGGUACCUCUUGUCAGGACCGCAAAAUUUUUGAGUGUUUUUGUUCUCCGUAAACUGAACUUUGUUGCAGUUUUCUAAUUUCUACUAGAAUGCAGGAAAAUUCAUUUUUUGGACUAAAGUCUGUUUAUAAAGUGAAUAUUAGAAAUGGGACCUCUUGUCGUUAUGGCAAAAUAACAUUAAGCGACAAGAGGUACCUUUUCUCAGACCGUGCAGAGGCUAACAAAAUGAUUUAUUUUGACCUUUUACAUCUUUAGUUCGAUAUUUUUACCGAUACUAUCCUUUUCUAUUUAAAGGAGGUAUAACAAUCGAUAAAAAACCAAAUUUUGAUAUUUUUGACCUUAAUUGCUAUAUCGGCUGUAACUUGCUGGAAAUUUUGCAUCGCCUACAAGAGGUCCCUUUUUGCUUUCCACAUCACAUAUUGUAACAAACAACUCUCUGACAAUCAUGUAAGAAUGAAAAUUGCAUAAAACCCUCCACCCUUAAAGUUUUAUAGUUGUUUCGUAGUUAAUAUUCUUGUUUCAAUGUAAUGUUUGUUUAAUACUUUGAAUGUUUUUGUAGAAUAAACUUUAUAAGCAAUU